GAGGUUGCUUGGAGCUGCCGAGCUCUGGCUUGUGAAGGGUGGACAGGGGGAUAACAAGCUUCCCUUUUACCUUUCCUGAAGAUUUGGGGUCGCACAUAGACCAUGAAUGGAUCCUUUUUCAACCAGACCCUCCUGGAGCAGGCAGCUGACCCCAACAGGACUCAGGGCUUGGGGAUGCUCCUGGCCUGCUGUAAUGGGACCAGCACGGUGCUGGCGACUGAUGGCAGCUCCUUGGUCCUGGCACCCGAUGAGAGGAGCCUUUUCAUCACAAGGGUGGUGCAGAUUGCUGUCCUCUGUGUCCUCUCCUUGACUGUGAUGUUUGGCAUCUUCUUUUUGGGCUGCAACCUGCUCAUCAAGUCGGAGAGCAUGAUUAACUUUCUGGUGAAAGAUCGAAGACCUUCCAAGGACGUGGGCGCUGCAAUCAUGGGACUUUACUGA
This is a messenger RNA of Camarhynchus parvulus, 438 nucleotides long. RefSeq names its product reprimo like (gene RPRML). The transcript has a single exon. The coding region runs from base 103 to 438 and encodes 111 amino acids. NCBI's taxonomy places the organism in Eukaryota, Metazoa, Chordata, Aves, Passeriformes, Thraupidae. The record is from RefSeq and is a predicted model, not a curated record.